CUAAUCUCCAGGUUUCAUUCGUACCAACGUUCCAUUGCAUGUUUAUCGCUCCCCUCUUCCGCGCCCUGAGACACGUAUGUUCUCUCUCGGUGUCCAGUCUCCUGGCACCUGUCUGAGCGGCACUGUGUUACAUUGCCGUCUCCAACAAGUGUUUCAGAAGAACCUGUGUUUGUCAGCCCAUGAACCCAUCCGAGCAGCGCGGCCAAAUUGAAGACGGACCUUAUAUAUCACCCAAUCGGCUGUAUCCCAGGUAGGCAAUUACCCCCGCAGAACAACAACCAUGAUCAGUUCUACCUUAGCCCAAACGCUCAGCUCCACCCCUAUUUUCACCCCAUCGGUGAAAACCACUGCUUCGGAAAAGCUUGUUAGGUUGUUGACCGAUUUGCACCACGACUUUACCGGCUUCAUUCACCAGCAAGAUUCUAUAUCUCGCUUCACAACAUCCCUUGUGGGCUCCUUCAAAGAGGCGGUCUAUGCCUCGCCUAUCACAAUGAUCCCUACCUUUUACAAUAAGUCUACUGGGAACGAAACAGGACACUUUGUAGUGAUUGACUUGGGCGGCUCCACCCUCAGGGUUGCUGUGGUUCUGCUUGCUCUUACCAAUACCCAGAUCUUGGCCGAAAGGUCGUGGGAGAUCAAGGAUUCGUUCAAAGUGUUGAGCUACGAGUUUUUUGCCUGGAUCGCCGAAAGGGUUGAGGAGGUCUUGGACAUUCAGACGGCCGUCGAUAAGACGGGAGGCUUAAUUCAUGUUGGUCUCACUUGGAGCUUUCCGGUCAAGCAGACCUCUAAGAACUCGGGCAUCAUCCAGGAGGUGAGCAAAGGGUACCAGCUCACUUCCGAAGUUGCGGGCAAAGACUUGAAGGUCUUGAUUGAGUCGGCGUGUUUGAAGAGAAAGCUUGAGGUACAAGUGGAAGCCAUCAUCAACGAUGCAGUUAGCGUCUUCAUCACCGGGGAGUUUUUCGAUGAGGCGAAGCUUGCCAUUGUGUUGGGGACUGGUACAAACAGCUGCUUACCCCUUCCAACCCGUUUGUUCUGUCAGGAGAAACAGGUGGCGAACUAUGUUCAGAACGACAAGGAGUGUCUUGUCAACACCGAGUUGUCCAUCUUUGGUCUUGACCUCCUUUCAUAUGCCACCCAGUAUGAUAAGCUCAUCGACUUUCGGUUUGGCUUGUCCCCCGCGCUGAUUAAACCUCACAUGAAUUUAGAUAAUGGAAUUUUCCAGCCCAUUGAGGAAAUGACCUCUGGAAGGUACAUCUCCGAACUUGUGCGCUUGGUAAUGGUUGAUUUUAUUGCCCAGGGCCAGCUAUUCCGUGGCGCGUGUCCGCUCAAUCUCACCACAGCCUUUGAGUUCUCUGGAGAAUUGGUGUGCUUUUUGAGUGAGACGUCGGACAAUGACAAAUGCAAGGCAAAGUUGUCGGAGUUUCUACAGGUAGAAAGCGACAUUCUGCCGGUGAUUGAAGAUAUGGAUAUUGCUGUGGUUAAGAGUAUUAUUUCUGUGGUUGUUGAGAGGGGGGCCUUUAUUGUGGCUUGCUCCAUCUUGGCCUUGUGCGAACUCUCUCAGAUCUCAGGAGAUGACAAAGUUAACGUUCCCUUUGUGGGUUCCAUCCUCAACCACUUUGUGUCUUACAGAGAACAGGUGGAGAAGUUUUUGAACCAGGCACGAGAAACCCUUCCACGGAAGCACAUUCCUAGGUUUUGCUUGAAGCAUGCGGCCAGUAGCAGUGUUAUCGGUGCUUCCGUAGCCGCUGCUGUUAACAUGGCCUCCUCUCGUUCGUAAAUAUUAAAACGUAUAUAAUUACCCAAUGGGCUUAGAUAAUGAAUAUGUAUAUGACUACCCAAUGAACUUAG
Molecule: messenger RNA, 1848 nt
Organism: Babjeviella inositovora NRRL Y-12698
Lineage: Eukaryota; Fungi; Ascomycota; Pichiomycetes; Serinales
Gene: HXK1
Product: hexokinase 1
Exons: 1
Coding region: 281-1777 (498 amino acids)
Biological process (GO): intracellular glucose homeostasis; glucose 6-phosphate metabolic process; glycolytic process
Cellular component (GO): cytosol; mitochondrion
Molecular function (GO): mannokinase activity; fructokinase activity; glucokinase activity
Source: RefSeq, a predicted model, not a curated record